Menidia menidia (Atlantic silverside) is the source of this 1332-nucleotide messenger RNA. The record is from the annotation of a GenBank genome assembly. Lineage: Eukaryota; Metazoa; Chordata; Actinopteri; Atheriniformes; Atherinopsidae.
GGGACGGGACGGACCGGAGCAUUUUUCCCCGGGGGGUCCCCCCCCACCCCCCCCCCCACCCCUGCGCCCUGCGCUCCCCACCGGGGUUUCCGCCGCGAUCCGACCAUGGCCGACGGAACCGGGCUUCAGCAGGGCUCUCCGGCCGUGGGGGCCGCGGGGCUGGUCCCGGCCGGGCCCGGGCCCGGGGGCACCGAGGGCUCCGGGGCGGCCGGGGGAGCCGCGCGGAUCGCGGCCAAAAAGGCGCAGCUGCGCGCGUCCCCGCGGCCCAAGAAGCUGGAGAAGCUCGGGGUGUAUUCCUCCUGCAAAGCCGAGGGGGCUUGUAAGUGUAACGGCUGGAAGAGUCAGAACCCCCCCCCGACGCCCCCCCAGACCGAGCAGCAGACCAGCACCGUCAACCUGCAGGAGCCCUGCCGGAGCUGCUCCCACACCCUGGGUGAUCACGUGACCCAUCUGGAGAACGUCUCGGAGGAGGAGAUGAACCGGCUCCUGGGCAUCGUCCUGGACGUGGAGUACCUGUACACGUGCGUGCACAAAGAGGAGGACGCCGACACUAAACAAGUCUACUUUUCCCUCUUUAAAGGCGUCAACAACUUUGUCCAGUACAAGUUCAGCCACCUCCCGUCGAAGGAGCGCCAGACCAUAAUGGAGCUGGCCAAGAUCCUGCCGCGCCACGAGACCACGCAGAUCUUCGGCCGCACGCUUCUGCGCGCCGUGUUCACCGUGAUGAGGAAGCAGCUGCUGGAGCAGGCCCGGCAGGAGAAGGACAAGCUGCCCCCCGAGAAGCGCACGCUCAUCCUCACGCACUUCCCCAAGUUCCUGUCCAUGCUGGAGGAGGAGGUGUACAGCCACAGCUCCCCCAUCUGGAGCCAGGACUUCCUGGUGGGGGUGUCCGGAGGGCAGGUCCCCGUCCACACAGUGAUCAGCGCCCCCCCGGUGAGCAGGCCGCUGUACUACAGCACCAGCCCCGCCUCCGUGGACCCGGCCACCGGGGGGAGCCCUAGUCCCGCCCGGAAACAGACGGGAACGCUGGAGACCAACCCAGGUAGGACGGGAAAACCCUGGGGGGGGGAUGUGACCGGUGUUUCCGUGCCCAGGUUCCUGUCCAUGCUGGAGGAAGAGGUGUACAGCCACAGCUCCCCCAUCUGGAGCCUGGACUUCCUGGUGGGGGUGGCGGGGGGGCAGGUCCCCGUCCACACAGUGAUCAGCGCCCCCCCGGUGAGCAGGCCGCUGUACUACAGCACCAGCCCCGCCUCCGUGGACCCGGCCACUGGGGGGAGCCCCAACCCAGCCCGGAAACAGACGGGAACGCUGGAGGCCAACCCAGGUACGACA